This is a messenger RNA of Aspergillus novofumigatus IBT 16806, 711 nucleotides long. RefSeq lists its product as uncharacterized. The coding region runs from base 370 to 573 and encodes 67 amino acids. The transcript has a single exon. The record is from RefSeq and is a predicted model, not a curated record. Lineage: Eukaryota; Fungi; Ascomycota; Eurotiomycetes; Eurotiales; Aspergillaceae.
UACAAUCGCUUCGGAGGGUGAAGGAGGACAGGAGUGCCCUCUUAUUCAUAAGGUAAGGUGGGCAACUUGUGUAGAUGAUGUAAUAGAAACGGAACGCCUUUGUCCAGUUGCACCACACUAAGCCAAAACAUCCCACCAAAAACGCUCUGGAAGAGGGGCUGUCCAGCUUUUCCGCUUUGGGACCAUGAUCUGAUUCCUACAUCGGACCAAUGUUAAUCCACAGCCUCCUAUUCAGGACUUCUAGAAUGUGCGGAGCUCUUAAUCAUACCUGGGCUUAUCUCCAUCACUGCGGUCUCUCACCGAAGCUCGAGAGGGCUUGAAGGGCUUCUCCGUACUCCAGAAAUUCUCACCGGCUGCAAGUAAAGUAUCAUGUGCUACACUGCUUUUUUUUCUCUCUUUUUUUUACCCUUAUCUCCAUUUCUUUUUUGUUUCCCCCUGUGUCUCCUGAGGGAUUUGGAAUCUCUGCCUUUAACCGGCGGACAAUUGGUACUAGUCCAUAACCUAACAAGCUGGCCGGGCGCUCGCUCUGCUCGCUGCCAGCUUUGGCUGCGCCAAGUUACAAUUGAUUACUAAAGCAACGGAAGAAUAUUGGCCUGGAUUAAUACUUCAGGCUAUUGAAAGAAAUUAUAUGAGUAGGGCCGCAGGGCUGCAUAAUGAACUGUAUAAUAGUAGUUGAUAUACGGAUGCUAUUUAAAGAACCUGAAAUGGGUA